ACCCUAAAACCAGACUGACUUUUUAAUGGAAGGAGCAGCCUUUGGCUAAAAAGCCCAUUUUCGUCGCUUAAUCUCUGCAGAAAACCAUAUCACUCUGAAGGUUGCAGGCUGUAUUUAAAUGGAAAUGGAGAGUUCAAUCAAUAUGAAAAGCUCUGGUGAUGUUAAUGGCUCUGAGGAUUCACAUUCUGUUGGAUCAAUAAACAAGUCAGUGAAACUUAGCAAUGGUGUUAAAGAGAAUGAGGAUCUGGGUCUUAACAUUGUCAAUGAUCUUGAUUCAUACUUGGAAGACAUCAAUGAUCGAUUAACCAUUUCGAGAAUGGUUAAUGAUGCUGUCAUUAGGGGCAUGGUGAAUGCAGUUGAGCAAGAGGUAGCCGAUAAGAUUGCUCAGAACGAAUUGGAGCUUACAAAAUUGAGGGAAACAAUGCAGCUUUACCAUGUUGGUUCUGAUGAAAACGAAUCCUUGUUGUCUUAUGAAUCAAAAUAUGAAUCUUUGUGGAAGGAGAUUUCAAGUUUGCGUCAGGAACUGGAUGCCAUUUCGAAAUAUCUGUCCAAUCAUGAACACUUGUCAAGGGAAGAGUUGGUGAGUUAUUUUAAGAAUGAGAUGGCAAAAAUGAAGAGAAACCAUGACUACAAAGUACAAGAGAUGACUGAAGACUAUUAUAGCCUCAGGAGGGAAUUCUUGAAUUUGAAGGAAAGGGGUCCUUCUUUACCAUUGAGGAAGGAUAAGGAUUUUGAUAUCUUGAGAAAAAAGAUCCCUGAAGUCAUCUUGAAGUUGGACAACAUUCUUGUCCCAAAUGAAAAAUUACCUGCGUUCGGUAAUAAUGCUGAUGGUAUUGACUGCUUGAGGGACAGAUUGGAAUCUCUUCUUUUAGAAAACCGCCAACUGAGAGACUUACUUGCUGACAAGGAGGGAGAAGUUAAUCACCUCUCUCCACAGGUUUCUGAUGCAGUGGAGAAGUCACAGCAAUCUUUAACUGAGGCAGACUUGCUGAAGAGGAUUGAAAAUCUUGAAUGUGCUGUUGAAGAGGCUAGUCUUCAAGCAUCAGUCAACGAAGAUGUAUAUAAAUGCCUUCUAAAGGAAGUGACGGGACAGAUUGAAUGCAUCAGUGAAGUGACCAGUGUGGAGCAUGAUAUCAUGAAAGAAAUCUACUACAUUGUAUUCAGAGAUGCUGCAUGCAAUGCUGUGCUUUGCAUGAAAUGUGAACUUGAAGAUUCAGAUUUGGCAUCUAUUGUUGAAGAAGAGGUGUAUGCAAUCAUGUUCAAAGAAGCUAGGAAGAAACUUGGUGACCUAAACAUGAAAGAAAGAGCACUGAAAUUAGAAAAUGAAAAAUUAAAGCAAGAUAUCCUAAUUCUGGAAACAUCUCUUGAUGGAAAAGAGAAGUUACUGCAGGAAACAGCUGGUGAUUUGGAAAAGGAGAAGAAUCAAUUUGAGUUGGUUUCUAGAGAACUUCAUGAGUUAAGGUCUCAGAUAAAGCAGCAACAAAUAUUAAUUUCAGAGUGCAAUGAAGAAUCAAAUUCUAUGAAGUCUGAUUUGCUUGAGGCAUUGGAGCAAAUUGAAUGUGAUGAGGUGCAGGUUAAUGAGCUUCUUGCUAUUACCCAGGAUCAGAAGAAUUCUUUGUCAUUGAUUGCAACAAGGGAAAGGGAAAACAGAAAGCAAAUGGAAUCUGUAAUCACUCUUGUUCAUGGUCUGUCAAAGGCAAUUUCUGAUGUUGAAUAUAGGAUGGCAGGGGAUUUUGAAAGGAGUAAUUUCAGGUUAGAAAAUUUGGGAACCCAAUUAAGUUCUCUUAACCAGAAAGCUAAAAAUUUUAAGAUAUUGGAAUUACAGUAUAAGAAGAAGCUCGAAAAGAGGUGCUGUGACCUUCAAAAGGCUGAAGCUGAGGUUGAUCUCUUAGGUGAUGAAGUGGAUGUGCUUUUAAGCCUUCUUGAGAAGAUUUACAUAGCUCUUGAUCAUUAUUCACCAAUAUUGCGACAUUAUCCUGGAAUCAUUGAGAUUUUGAAGCUGGUUAGGAGGGAAUUGAGUGGAGAAUCUAUUAAAACAGUUUGAUCUGCUUGUUCAGUUGGUAAGCUUCGAAAGUGGGAAGUCUUUUACUACUCCUCUGUAGGGGAUGAAGAAAAAUGCACUGAAAACGUGAUGAAAUUUUGUUGAUUAGAUCUCAAUUUGAUAAAAUAUAUAUAUUUAAUUAUCAUAGAUAUGCAGCUGUCUUUUCUUUUUAGUUUGGAUUUCUCUCAACCUAUCCACAAUUUCAAUUUUGUAAACAGAUGGAUGGCAUGCAUGAUUUCUCUUUUUGACGCCUGCCUUCUAUAUCUCAUAUGGUAUAACCGCAUUGUGGUGAGAGAUCAUGGCCAUGCAGUUUUGUUUAUGCUAAAACAGAGAAAAUUCCAGUUUAUCAGCACCAAAGAGAAAAACAGAAAAAAAAAAAAUUAAUAAUAAUAAUACUGUAUAGUUGGAGAUCUGGAGAGAUGCAAAAUUGUUGUAAUGGUUUUGUCUAGGCGGGUUCAUGGAGCAUGGGACAGGAACGACUCAAAUUAUUUUGCCUUGUUCCAGGGUUAGCCUUCAUAGUUAUGAGUUUCUAUAUUUUAUGGUAUAGAUGUAUACUUGUACGGUGUUUGAGCCAAAAGGUUCAUUUCUGUUCUUGGUGGACUACGGUACUUGUGAUAUAUUUCCCAACAUUUUUGUUUUAUGCGUCACGGUUAAUUUUAGUUUGGUUUAGCUGUCAAAAUUUCAUAUG
Messenger RNA from Rubroshorea leprosula, 2729 nucleotides. The record is from the annotation of a GenBank genome assembly. Lineage: Eukaryota; Viridiplantae; Streptophyta; Magnoliopsida; Malvales; Dipterocarpaceae.